AUGAAUCACAUCAUCAUCAUCAUCAAAUGAUAAUGAAUGAUCGAUUCCAAGAAUCAUCAUACACAUCAUCAUCACCAACAAUGAUGAUGGAUAAAACAAUUCCUAUGAAUUUUACAUCUACAUCAGCAACACCAGUAUCAUCAUCAACAUCAUCAUCAUCGUCGUCGUCCGCUUUAAUAAUGAACGACAAUAAUAAUUUAAUUAAUAAAAAUGAUGAUAAAUUUGAAAUUGUUUCAAAUUUCGAUAAUAUAAUGAAUUCAGAAAAACGUAAAGAAAAAUCUAGAAAAGCAGCACGUGAACGACGUAGUCAGGAGGCAAAAUUAUUCGAUUGUAUUGAAGAAAUAUUACCCGUACCGACAAAAAUAUUGGAACAUUUGGACAAAGCAUCAUUAGUACGAAUAGCCAUCAAUUAUCUAAAAAUACGUUCAGUAAUUGAACCAUUCAAUGUCAACAACAAUGAUACAAUAUUGGAUGAAUCAAUAAUCGAUAAAAUAACAAUCGAUCAUUCAUUUUUGAAUACAUUGAAUGGAUUUUUAUUUGUACUUUCAAAAAAUGGUGACAUUAUUUAUUUAUCCGAAAAUGUUGAACGAUAUCUUGGUUUAAAUCAAAUUGAUUUGAUGGGACAAUCAAUUUAUGAUUAUAGUCAUCCAUGUGAUCAUGAUGACAUUAAAACAUUUUUACAGCCAUUAAUUGAUGCAUAUAAUGCAACUAAAUCAUCAUCAUCAUCUUCAUCGACUAUUCCAUCAUCAAUGGAUUCAUUAUCGAUAAAAACAGAACCAUUAAAAACAUCAUCCAAAUCACCAUCAACUGUAAUAUCUUCAUCAUUAAAUAAUAAUAAUGAUCAAAAAAUACUUGACAAUACAAAUGGACCAUAUUUUAUACGUAUGAAAUGUACAUUGACGAAUAAAGGUCGAAGUCUUAAUCUUAAAUCAGCCAAUUAUAAGGUAAUCAAAUGUCAUGGUCGUAUGAUAAAUUUGGAACAAAUAAAUCCAAAAUAUGCAAAUCUGAUUGGUGAAAAUUAUCGUCAUUAUAUGAUUGUUAUUGCCGAUGUUAUACAACAUCCGAUCCGAAUGGAAAUACCAUUGAAAAGUGAUUUAUUCAUUUCAAAACAUUUACCUAAUAUGAAAUUUUCAUAUGUUGAUGAAAAUAUCAAAGAACUUUUUGGCUACAAUGUUAAUGAAUUGAUUGGCACAUCAUUUUAUCAAUAUUUUGAUGGUAAUGAUUGUAAACAGCUUAGCAUUCUGUUCAAAACAUUGUUUUCAAAAGGACAAUGUGAUUUUGGACAAUAUAAAUUUCUAGUAAAAACUGGUGGCUAUCGUUGGAUAACAACACAGGCAACAAUUAUAAAUGAACCAAAUUCAAGCCGACCACAAAGUAUUAUAUUAAUACAUCAGGUUAUUAGCAACAUUGAAAAUGGUCAUCUAUUGACUUCGGAUCUUCAACAACAACAACAACAACAAUUGACUAUAAAUAGUGCCAUUAGAUCUGAUAACAUUUCGACUGUUUGCAAUAAUAAUAAUAACAAUAUAUCAUUAUCACCAAUUGCACCAUCACUUAAUCAUCAUUCGGUUGUCAGUACAACAAGUUCGAUUAUUGAAUCAUCAAUCAAACAUCAUCAUCAUCAACAACAACAGCAACAACAAACAUCAUUUCCUUGUCAACAAAAAUCUGUUUCAAUAUCAAUUCCAGAAUUGGCCAAUAUUGAAUGUCCAUCAUUGUCGACGACUAUUGUAUCUUCUUCAACAGCAUCAUUAGUGGCAGUUCCGGCUUUAAUAAAUGAUCAACAACAUCCUCCAUUGAUUUCACCACCACUGCCUACAACAUCAACAAAUUCAUCGUUUAUUACUAAGAUUAAAGAAGAAAAACAAGAUCAAGAAUCUGAAAAACAGCAGUUAAAACAAAAACUUUUACAACAACAACAACAGCUUGUCGAACCAAUCUGUCAGCCACAAUCAAUAACUGAUCAAUUCAUAUCAAGUACCGAACAAGUGUUGGCACCUAAAACGGCCGACAUGGAAAGUGGUUUUCUUGUGUUCACUGAAGAUAAUAAUGGCCUUACCGUAUUGAAUGAUGCUGAUGAUUUAACACAUUUAGCACCGGAUGCUGGUGAUCUUUGUGUACCAAUGUUUCCUGAUAUGGAUUUUACCGAUAUGAAUAUUUUCGAUGAAAUCUUUCUUAAUAGUUCAUCAUUUAAUAUAUCCGCUAAUGGCGGUGUAUUAUCUGAAGAUGAAUUUCUUAAUAAUCUUGUAUCAUUAGAUCCGAAUAUUAAUGAUAAACUUAAAUUGGAUAGUAUGGAUAAUAUUGGUAUGGAUUUUGAAAAUCAAUUUAUGAUGAAAAGAUUUCCAACAGAAACAUUUUCCGAUCUAAAUAAUCAUCAUUCAAAUAAUUCGGUAAAAGAUUCAUUAAAAUCUAAUGGACUUGAUAUGAAUUCAAAUGAUCCAUUUUUAUCAUUUACAAAUGAUGAUUUUUUAUUAUCAAAUUCACCUAAUGGAUCACGAUCCGAUUGUUCAAUGGGAGAAUCAUCAUUCAUUAGUUCAAAUGAUUCAUCACCAUCAUCAUCAUCGUCAUCGUCGUCACAAUAUUCACCAAAAUCAAUAUCAGAUGAUUCGAUGGGAAAAUUAUGUGAUAAUAAUAAUAAUAAUUUGAAUGAUGAUAAAGAUUUAGAAAUGCGUGCACCCUUCAUACCGAUUGAUGAUGAUUAUCUAUUGAAUGAUUUUCCUUGUUCAAAUCUGGAUGAUCUAUUUGAUUGGAUUUCUAAUACAAAUAUUAAUAAUAAUAAUAAUAAUGAUGGCAAUAAUAAUCUAACUAUCACAAACAACAACAAUGGUGGCAAUAAUAAUACAAAGUUAAAUUGUUUUAAUGAUCCAUUUAAUAGACAACAACAAUUUUCAACA
This is a messenger RNA of Dermatophagoides pteronyssinus (European house dust mite), 2894 nucleotides long. RefSeq lists its product as uncharacterized. NCBI's taxonomy places the organism in Eukaryota, Metazoa, Arthropoda, Arachnida, Sarcoptiformes, Pyroglyphidae. Gene Ontology annotation, molecular function: DNA-binding transcription factor activity, RNA polymerase II-specific; RNA polymerase II transcription regulatory region sequence-specific DNA binding; protein dimerization activity. Gene Ontology annotation, biological process: regulation of transcription by RNA polymerase II; cellular response to hypoxia. Gene Ontology annotation, cellular component: cytoplasm; transcription regulator complex; nucleus. The record is from RefSeq and is a predicted model, not a curated record.